GCAGGAGCAGGGGCAGGAGGAGGCCGGGGCGCCCUCCUGGGGGUUUUGUCCCUCUGCCUGGCAGCCGGCCGCUGUCUGCACAGCCAAGAAGUGUCAUUAUACAUUCCACACUCCACCGUCAACGCCACGGUGGAUGAGAACAUCUUACUCUCCGUCGACUACUCCUGCCAACGGUCCCCCACCAUCGAAUGGCAGUACACCUCCAGCUGGGGGAUGCAGAAGAUCGUGACGUGGAGGCCGGGCACGGCCCCCAACAUCUCCAGAAACUACCGAGACAGGGUGUGCACCUACGACAACGGCUCCAUCCAACUCCUGAGCGUGGGGGUGCGGGAUACGGGCUACUACGUGGUCACCAUCACCGAGGACUUUGGCGACACCCGGUUGGGCACCAUUGUACUGAACGUGAAUGAGAUCCUCUAUGAAGAUCUCCACUUUGUGGCCGUCUUCCUGGCUUUGCUCACCGCCAUGUCCGCCGUUUUAAUCAGCCUGAUGUGGGUUUGUAAUAAAUGUGCGUACAAAUUCCAGACGACGAGAAAACACAGGCUAAAAGAAAGCACCACUGAGGAGAUCGAACUGCAAACCAUCGAGUGUUAGCCUAGGCCUGAAUCAGGGGCCACAAUCAUCCCUACCUCAUGAAAAAGACCGAUUUCGAAACCAAACCACCCAUCCCGACCUCGAUCCCGUCUGUCUCCCAGACCUGCUCUUCAAUCCUUGGCCCACGCCAAAGCCGAGACGUGACGCGGGGACGGAUGACUCCGUGGGCGAAAUGCAGCCCGGCGGGCGCUAAGGCUUCACAGCUCCUCCUCAGAAACCCAACAUCGGCUGACAUCAUCAUCAUCAAUCGUACUUAUU
Messenger RNA from Tachyglossus aculeatus (Australian echidna), 852 nucleotides. RefSeq names its product V-set and transmembrane domain containing 5 (gene VSTM5). Lineage: Eukaryota; Metazoa; Chordata; Mammalia; Monotremata; Tachyglossidae. Gene Ontology annotation, biological process: filopodium assembly; positive regulation of excitatory synapse assembly. The transcript is spliced from 5 exons. Gene Ontology annotation, cellular component: dendrite; axon; plasma membrane. The annotation marks the transcript as partial. The record is from RefSeq and is a predicted model, not a curated record.